Nymphaea colorata (pocket water lily) is the source of this 2009-nucleotide messenger RNA. RefSeq names its product butanoate--CoA ligase AAE1. The coding region runs from base 238 to 1905 and encodes 555 amino acids. The record is from RefSeq and is a predicted model, not a curated record. Lineage: Eukaryota; Viridiplantae; Streptophyta; Magnoliopsida; Nymphaeales; Nymphaeaceae. The transcript is spliced from 2 exons.
AGCACCAAUCGCAUCUUCCCCCCUGUUUCUGCCUAAUCACUAGAGCGAGUAGCCGAGCAACUCUGUUGCUGCUCAUCGUCUGUCGUCUCUGUUCUCGCCGUCGCCCACAGAACCCUCAGUAUCCCUCCUCGUGCCUUUUCUUCUUUACGUCAUCCACAUCGUCAUCCCCCUCGCUCUCAACCCGCAACUGCUAUAAGAGUCGGAGAGAUACAGAGGGGAAGGCAGGGCGGUGGAGAGAUGGAGGGAGCGAUGCGAACGCCAGCGAACUACGUGCCGCUGUCUCCGAUCAGCUUCCUGGAGAGAGCGGCGGCGGUGUGCAGGGAUGACACCUCUGUCGUUUACGGCUCAGUGAGGUUCACCUGGAGGGAGACGCGGGAUCGGUGCGUCAGGCUCGCCUCCGCCCUCUCUUCCUUGGGCAUUUCUUCCACCGACGUCGUUGCUGCAUUAGCUCCAAACAUCCCUGCAAUGUAUGAGCUUCAUUUUGGUGUGCCAAUGGUGGGAGGAGUACUUUGUACGCUUAAUACACGGCAUGAUGCGGCAAUGCUGUCUGUCCUCCUGCGUCACUCUGAAGCAAAGGUUAUUUUUGUUGACUAUCAGUUCCUUGAAGUUGCUCGUGAAACCCUCAAGCUGCUGUCCAAAUCAACGACCAAGGUACCUUUGUUGAUUGUGAUCAAGGAACUGGACAAAGUGGUGGCUUCAACUGCAAUAGUUCCAUCCAAUGAAUUGGAUUAUGAGGUCCUUCUUGAAAAUGCAGAUACAGAAUUUCAAAUCAAGUGGCCUAAAGAUGAAUGCCAGCCCAUCUCCCUGAAUUAUACUUCUGGUACUACAUCUGCACCAAAAGGUGUGGUAUAUAGUCACAGGGGGGCUUAUCUCAACUCACUGUCUGUGAUAAUUUUUAAUGCAAUGGGCUCAAUGCCAGUCUACCUAUGGACAGUCCCUAUGUUCCACUGCAAUGGUUGGUGCUGCGCAUGGGCUGUGGCUGCUCAAGGUGGCACAAAUGUGUGCUUUAGAAGUGUCAGUGGAAGAGCCAUAUUUGAUCAAAUUGCUGCGCACAAGGUCACACACAUGGGAGGUGCACCGACAGUAUUGAAUAUGAUAGUAAAUUCUCCUCCUUCAGAUCAGAAACCAUUGCCUGGCAGAGUUGUCGUGAGUGUUGGGGGGGCACCCCCUCCACCAAAAGUAUUAUUCAAAAUGGAGGAGUUUGGUUUUCAUGUUAUUCACUCCUACGGACUGACAGAAACUUAUGGUCCCGGUACUGUUUGUGAAUGGAAACCGCAGUGGAAUUCUCUGGAUGCAGAAAGACGAGCAAAGCUAAAGUCAAGACAAGGGUUGCAACAUCAAACUAUGCAAGCGGUGGACAUCAAGAAUCCAAUUACCAUGGAGAGUGUCCCUGGAGAUGGCAUCACAAUGGGCGAGGUGAUGUUUAAGGGCAACACUGUAAUGAGUGGCUACCUAAAAGAUACAAGGGCCACAGAGCAAGCCUUCGAAGGUGGAUGGUAUCGAACUGGUGAUCUUGCUGUCCGGCAUCCUGAUGGUUACAUCGAACUGAAGGACCGCUCAAAAGAUGUAAUAAUAACAGGAGGUGAAAACGUCAGCACAAUCGAGGUGGAAUCAGUGAUAUUUAGCCAUCCAUCUGUCCUAGAUGCAGCAGUGGUUGGUAGACCAGAUGAACAUUGGGGAGAGACCCCAUGCGCAUUUAUAAAGUUAAAAGAAGGGCAUAAGGUUGAUGCUGCAGAAAUUAUUCAGUUUUGCCGAGCCAAGUUGCCUCACUAUAUGGCUCCACGAACUGUGGUAUUUGAAGAUGAUCUGCCGAAAACUUCAACCGGAAAGACCAAGAAGUUUUUGCUCAAGGAGAAAGCAAAAGCAAUGGGCGGCCUGACCGGAAAAAAGUUCAGCAAAUUGUAGUAUGCCUGUAGGCCAAAAAGGAAAACAGUUUGAUGGCUCUGUCAUUUGUUCUUCUUUCGCUUUCUUUUUAGAAUAAAAAAGUUAAGUGUCCCUGUUUAAUUCCA